CACUUGCAGUCGUUUGUGAGCGUUCGCAGCGCAAGUUGCAUUCACAGCCAAAAAAUCAACCAAAAAAAAGAAUAUAACAAAAGUGUUAACAAAGCAAAAACCAAAGAACGAGAACAAAGUUCGAUAAUCAAAGAAAUAUUAAACCCCAUCAACAAAAGAAACUCUUAAUACCAACAAACGAAAUCAAAGAAAAAGGAUAGAAAAGAGCGAAAGGUCUAAACGAGGCAAAGAAGACAAACGUUGAGAAAACAAAAAGAAAAGGGCGAAAAGUGCGAAAAAUGUGCGCUUCGCUGCGUCGUAAUUUGUUGCUGCGGAGCCUUUGGGCAACCGCUCUACUGGCAAUCAUGGCCAUGGGCACGGUGCAGGCCGCUUCACCGCGCUGGGAGCCGCAAAUCGCCGUUCUGUGCGAAGCCGGUCAAAUCUAUCAGCCGCAAUAUCUAUCCGAGGAGGGACGCUGGGUAACGGAUUUAAGCAAGAAGACAACGGGCGCCACAUGUUUGCGUGAUAAAAUGGAUUUGCUUGAUUACUGCAAGAAGGCUUAUCCAAAUCGAGAUAUAACCAACAUUGUGGAGUCAUCGCAUUAUCAGAAAAUUGGCGGUUGGUGUCGUCAGGGAGCAUUGAAUGCGGCUAAAUGCAAGGGUUCUCAUCGCUGGAUUAAACCAUUCCGUUGUCUGGAAGGACCAUUCCAAUCGGAUGCCUUACUGGUGCCUGAGGGAUGUCUCUUCGAUCACAUACACAAUGCAUCCCGCUGCUGGCCAUUCGUUAGAUGGAAUCAAACUGGAGCAGCUGCCUGCCAGGAGCGUGGCAUGCAAAUGCGUAGCUUUGCCAUGCUAUUGCCCUGUGGCAUCUCUCUAUUCUCGGGCGUGGAGUUUGUAUGCUGUCCGAAGCAUUUCAAAACCGAUGAGAUUCGCGUGAAGAAGACAGAUAUUCCAGUCAUGCCGCCAGCCCAACUAACCAGUGCCAAUGAUGACCUAACUGUCAAUGAUGAUGACACCGAUGAUAGCAACGACUCGAACUACUCCAAGGACACCAACGACGAUGAGUUGGAUGACGACGAUGAUCUGAUGGGCGAUGAUGAAGAGGACGAAAUGGUGGCCGAUGAGGCGGCAACUGCUGGUGCGGCUAGCGGUGGCGGUGGCAGUGGCAGCAGCGGCAACGGCAACGGCAACAGCAACCCAUCAGGCCAAGCUGAUGCCAAUGCCAGUGGCUCUUUGGAUGACAUUAAUGCCGAAUAUGAUAGUGGCGAGGACACGGAUAACUAUGAAGAGGAUGGAGCCGCUGCUGAAAGUGAUAUGGCCGAUGCAUGGGAUCAGAAUGGCAGCUCAAGUGGUUCGGGCUCUGGAGCCAGUAUCGUUGGCCAGGCUAAAUCGCCAGCUCUAAAGGCGCCAGCUGUUUCCAUGUUCUCGUCAACGACUUCGUCGGCCGAUGUGUCAGCUGGCAAGGUUGGCCAAAUGAAGUCAGCCGAAAUGGUUACCGGUACACCGCAAUUGUCCGCUGCUGCUGCUGCUGCGGCUGCGGCCGCUGCUGCCGUUGUGGCCGCUGCCAAUGGCGGUGGAGCACCCCCAUCGACUGCCCAGCCCACCUCGGAUCCGUAUUUCACUCACUUUGAUCCACAUUAUGAGCAUCAGAGCUACAAAGUAAGUCAGAAAGAAGCCCAACAGCGCCUUGAGGAAUCGCAUCGCGAGAAGGUGACCCGUGUGAUGAAGGACUGGUCUGAUCUGGAGGAGAAAUAUCAGGAUAUGCGUCUAGCCGAUCCCAAGGCGGCACAGAGUUUCAAACAACGCAUGACUGCACGUUUCCAGACUUCUGUUCAGGCACUCGAGGAAGAAGGCAACGCCGAGAAGCAUCAAUUGGCUGCCAUGCAUCAGCAACGUGUCCUGGCCCAUAUCAAUCAAAGGAAACGCGAGGCAAUGACCUGUUACACACAGGCUCUGACCGAACAGCCCCCCAAUGCCCAUCAUGUGGAAAAAUGCCUACAGAAGCUUUUGCGUGCUCUGCACAAGGAUCGUGCCCAUGCCUUGGCCCAUUAUCGCCAUCUAUUGAACUCUGGUGGUCCUGGUGGAUUGGAAGCGGCAGCCUCUGAGCGGCCACGUACAUUGGAGCGAUUAAUCGAUAUCGAUCGUGCUGUCAAUCAAUCGAUGACAAUGCUAAAACGCUAUCCAGAACUAUCGGCCAAGAUCGCUCAACUGAUGAACGAUUACAUUUUGGCGCUGCGCAGCAAGGACGAUAUUCCCGGCUCAUCGCUGGGCAUGAGCGAGGACGCUGAGGCUGGCAUUUUGGAUAAAUAUCGCAUUGAAAUCGAACGAAAGGUGGCCGAAAAGGAACGUCUUCGAUUGGCCGAGAAACAGCGCAAGGAGCAAAGGGCAGCCGAACGUGAAAAGUUACGUGAGGAGAAACUUCGCAUGGAGGCCAAGAAAGUUGACGAUAUGCUCAAGUCGCAGGCGGCCGAGCAGCAGCAGCAGCAGCAACAAUUGCCCGAGUUGCAGCAGCAACAGCAGCAACAACAACAGCAGCAACAGCAACAGCAAUUGGAUAAGAGCAAGGAUCUAAGUCUAGAUAGUGGUCUAGUGACUUUGGCCAAUCUUAAUCUUGAUACCACAAAGAGCGAAAAGGAUUUGGUUGAUGCUGAAUACGCUGAGGCCACUGUCAGUAGCACCAAAGUCCAGACCGCUUUGCCAACGGUCGAUGAUGAUGCCGUACAGCGGGCGGUAGAAGAUGUUGCCGCUGCUGUGGCCCAUCAGGAGGCCGAGCCGCAGGUUCAACAUUUCAUGACCCAUGAUCUGGGCCAUCGCGAAUCGAGCUUCUCAUUGCGCCGUGAAUUUGCCCAUUCACAUGCGACUAAAGAGGGACGCAAUGUCUAUUUCACGCUCUCAUUUGCUGGCAUUGCCCUGAUGGCGGCUGUCUUUGUGGGCGUGGCCGUUGCCAAAUGGCGAACAUCACGUUCACCGCAUGCCCAAGGCUUUAUUGAGGUGGAUCAGAACGUGACCACACAUCAUCCCAUCGUCCAGGAGGAGAAAAUUGUGCCGAAUAUGCAAAUCAAUGGAUAUGAGAAUCCAACCUAUAAAUAUUUUGAAGUGAAAGAGUAAAGAGCAACUAUUUGUAACCAAAAAAGAAGCAAAUGAAAACAACAAAAAAGGCGACAACAAACAAAAUGUUGC
Drosophila willistoni is the source of this 3158-nucleotide messenger RNA. It is a transcript of the gene Appl, whose product is annotated as amyloid-beta-like protein. Lineage: Eukaryota; Metazoa; Arthropoda; Insecta; Diptera; Drosophilidae. Gene Ontology annotation, biological process: central nervous system development; axonogenesis. The transcript is spliced from 12 exons. The record is from RefSeq and is a predicted model, not a curated record. Bases 279 to 3086 code for a protein of 935 amino acids. Gene Ontology annotation, molecular function: transition metal ion binding; heparin binding. Gene Ontology annotation, cellular component: membrane; neuronal cell body; neuron projection.